Messenger RNA from Odobenus rosmarus divergens (Pacific walrus), 3318 nucleotides. RefSeq names its product spermatogenesis-associated protein 31E1-like. The transcript is spliced from 4 exons. Lineage: Eukaryota; Metazoa; Chordata; Mammalia; Carnivora; Odobenidae. The record is from RefSeq and is a predicted model, not a curated record. Bases 1 to 3318 code for a protein of 1105 amino acids.
AUGGAGGGCCGUGGGGCCCACCCUCCUGACCCCCCUGCUCCUGGCUUCGGCUCACACCUCCUCUCUCCCACAGCCACCUGGCGAGGGUCUCUGACCAGGGGCACUUUCAGCUCUUACAUCAAGCGGCCCCUGGGCAGGUGCGCAGAGCAGUGCCUGCUGGAGCCCAUCAGCCAUGCAGGGAGCUGUGACUCAGUGGCACCCCCACUGCGCCCCAUCCCACAGAGCUCGUCUCCACACACCCCUUGGUUAGCUUCUUCUGUCCCAGCCAUCUCAGGCUUGGGCCGCUCAAGCUGUCCGAUUUCAGCCCUGUCCUGGUGGCAGGCGGCUCCCAAAACCUGGAGCCUCUCCACCUCCACACGCUUGGAGUCCCAUCAAGAGCCUCUGGCCCACCGCCCACCAGAGGCCUUGUUCUGGGGAGACCCCACACACAGACAGGGAGAGACUGGAAUCCCCCCUUUCAUCAACCUUGACAUCCAGAAGCUUCUGGAGAUACUAAUCGCCAAGAGAACAGAUCUGAAGAUUCAGAAGGAGAAGGAAGAGAAGGAAGAAUCAGACUGCCACCUGACCUCUUUUGGGAGAAUGUUCAAGUCGCCAGGUGACAAGCAGGACACCAUGGGUGACCAACACUUCUGGAGCUUGAGAGACAAACCAAAACAGCUGCUCAGUCCUGAGAAGCCCCCACAUCCCAAGACUUUGGGGGACAAUUUACAGCAGAAAUGCAACCAGCUCUUCUGGGGUCUCCCCUUUCUGCACAGUGAGUCCCUGGUGGCCACUGUCAGCGAUGGCCAGGACCCCCAGGGCCAUGGGUCAGUCUCUGUCCUUCCCAGGGACUUGAUCGACCCUGAGCUCCGGAAGCAACUGGAGUGGCACCUUUGGAAGAAGUUCAUGAAGCACCAAAGUGGCCUGCCCCGCAGGAUCCAGCUAUCUGUGAAGCCUCACAGAGAGUUCCAGAAGGUGCCACAGGCAAUCCGCCGGCACAGGCCCGCGUCUGAGUCUGACUCUACAGACGGAAGCUGCCAGGCUACACAGAAGACUGGGUCCAGGUACCCAGCAAGGACCAUGCCAAGAAAAAGCCUGGGCAAGGAUUCAAGGUCUACUGCAGGGAGGAUCCGGAAAGAUCUACACAAGGGCUCGGCGAGCUCUCCGGGUAAGGCUCCAGGAAUAAAUUCUGAGGAGUCGGACACAGACUUGAAACCUUCAACAAGCAGUGCAGACAAGAAGCACCCAGAGAAGGUCCUAAGAGCCCAUUUGGGCAGGAAGUUGGGACAGAUCAGAGAAGGUCAGAUCCCUGCAGAUGUUCAUCGUUCCAGGCUCGCUGCCCACCAUGCCUUGGACCUUCUCAGAAAGCCAAGCACUCACGGGAAAACUGGAAAGCCAGCAUUUUCCAAGGGUUGGGAACCCUACAGGACCACCUCCCACAAUUUUUCCAUCCUCAGUCCGUACACUCAACAGAUGCUAGAAGCACAUAUUAUAAGGUUUCGGGUGAAGCACAGGUGGAGCCUACCCCUCAAGGUCCUCAAGCCUAUAAAUCUCUUUAAGUUGAAAAAGAGCUUCUUCUUUCCCCGGUCCUCUACUACCCGCUUAGCCACCUGUGUAUCUAAGGCGUGCUCCAAAACCAAGUUCUUGGGAAAACCUCCUCAGCCCCAUCAAGGAGAGAAGGUGGCAAAAGAGUCUUACCCCACCUUGGGGAGUCCUCUCCCUGCUCCCCAGCCGACAUGUGAGGAAAUCCACCAGGCCCUGCAAGGGACCUCACCACGUGAUGGCCGUGGGCCCUCGGAGGCCCCUCUGGCUGGACAGGAGGCCAGGUCACCUUCUCAGACCCUCACAUACAGCUUUGUGGGCAGAAUCUGGCACAGGGAACCUGCCUCAGGGACUCUUAUGAAUAGCAACCUGGAGUCAAGUCCAAGUCCAGCAACGAGUGAGCCAAGGAGGGAGAGUGGGGGUCGGGCCUCACAAGACUCCUGCUAUAGCAUAAAAGUGCUAGAGCUCAACUUAGAGUCCCAGUAUUUGAGUGCCAGAGAGUCCAGGGAGGCGGGGGAGGUCGAGGAGGCCCCUGCUUGGGGAGUCACCUUGGAACCCAGGGUGUGGGCCAACAACCAAACCAGCCGUGCAGAUCUGAGAAGAUCAGGGUCUUCAGAGAAAAGUGACAGCCCCUCGCCACCUACAGAGUUGGUCACCCAAGACCCAGAAGAGCUAUGCUUUGAUGCACAGUUCAGAGAGUUUGAGCUCCGGAAGUUGAUGGAGUCAGAGAAUCAGCCUCAAGACAAUGCCGCCAGCGUGCUCCUUCAAGACUGUGAAACUGGUGUCCUCCUUCAAGACUGUGCCACUGACAGCCUUCUUCAAGACUGUCAGUCCGAUGUAUUCCUCGCCGCAGACAUCUUGGCUUCUCAGGGGUCUCUGUCUGACUUCCAGAGUGGGUCCAGGGAAGACACAUCAACUUCCCAGGUGCUGUAUGGCCUCAGAUCAAGCGGACAGAAAAUCCAGAGGCAGCCAGAGCCCCUGGGACUGCGGGACCAAUAUAAGAGCCGAAGAAAGUCAUCUGUCCCCACUGCUGAGAGAGAGUACUACUACAGGAGACCCAGCCGGAGAGAGCCUGAAAAAGAGUUGUCAGCACUAAAGAUCCUCCAAAUCAGUGAGAUGAGCCACACUGCCCAGCACAAGGAUGCAGCGGAGUCCUCAGGAAGCAAGGCCUGUCCACUCUUGCUGAAAAAGGAGAUGGUUCCUCCAGAAAGCUACUUCAGAAGAGGGAUGAGGCACUUUAUACAGUGUUUUUCUUCCAGUAAAGGCAAAGGACUGGAAGAUUCCCUUCAAAAAGGCAAGUCUUCAUCAUCCCGGAGUCGGAGACCAGUCACAGGCAGAUCAACUGUGGACAGUGCAACUGCCAAGGCUCAGGUGCUCAUGACAGCUGUGGGACAGAUCCUACAGGAGAAAAUGGUGCCUCACCAUGGAGUUAGGGCCCCGGAGUUCAGCUGGUGCCAAAGGGAUCUCCAGGCUUCGGCAGGUCCCAAUGUCUGCUACCACAGAGUCCUCUCCUAUCAAGAGCAGAGGAGAGUGAUGAGAAAGACAGCUUCCAAUCAGCAAGCCACCCCCAAGGGCCACAGCUAUGCCAACAAGACCGAGUGGAUCAGAAGCAGGGACAAGAGGCCCAGUGGAGGGGAGUUAAGAGGCCCCGUGGCCGUCCCCGCAGGGUCUGCACCCCACUCCAGCUGCCGGGCCCAGGUGGAAAGAAGCCCCCCGCAGCUCCCACACAGAGGGUCGGGAGGCCAGAGGCAGCAAGGCCUUCGGGCAGGGAAGCUUAAUUUCUGCACAAUUUGCUAA